GAAGAUCCUUAUAAUAAUUUUAGGUUGGUUCGAAAACGUUUGGAAAUGUUGAAAAAGAGAGAUAUAAAUAUUUAAUAGAGGACAAUGACACACACACUCUUUCUCUUCAUAGAUUGAUUGAAUAUCUACCUAUCGUGGAUAGCGUAAACGUUUCAAACGUUUUCUGACAACCCGAAAUUAUCGUAAUGAUAUAUCCUUCUCGCCACUGAAUUCGCUUGACAUUCUUCUUUACGAUCGGGUACCUAACAAGAGGGCGAUCAGUCUCGCGAUUGUUUUGCGACAUGCAAGGGGACAUGCUAAAAUACUACUCUAGAAAUCAAUUUUUCUUGUCGCAGAUGGGCAUUUGGCCUUAUCAGUCUAGGAUGAUAAAGAUAUUGCUACCGUUUAUAUUUGUAAGCGCCGAGAUGUCUGUUUUUGCAACUCAGGUGCUUCUCUUGUAUGAUACUUGGGGUGAUAUGAGUAUGACUGUUGAAGGUAUAGUUAAUGUUAUCCUUCUUGUUGGUGCCACUAUAAAAUUAGUUAACGUUGUCCUAAAUAAUAAAAAGUUGCAACAUUUAUUACAACUGAUGGACGAACAUUGGCAGCUUUUUCAUAGCGAAUCCGAACUUCACAUUUUGAGGCAAUACGCUAACAUUGGUCACAAAAUAACAAAAUAUUAUUCAGUGUACAUUAACAUAUUCGUAGUAAUGUUUAUGACAAUACCAUUACUACCAAAAGUUCUAGAUGUCAUAAUACCGUUGAAUGAGUCACGGCCAUCAGUAUUUGUGAUUGCGGGAGAAUGGGGAGUAGAUAAAGAGAAAUAUUAUUAUCCAAUUUUAUUGCAUAGUUAUGUUGCAGCUAUAGUUAGUACCAGAUGUAUGGUGAACGUUGAUACCAUGUAUAUAGUAUGUGUGUUACAUGGUUGUAGUUUAUUUUCCGCUAUAGGCAUCCGUGUUGAAAAUAUUUUUGAUAAAAUUAAACUUAACGAUGAAGAGGAAACAAUGAGUAAAAAACACAUAGUAAUGAAAGAAUAUAAUUCUGGAGAGUAUUAUGAGAUGAUUGCAUGUUUGAAGAAACAUCAAGUCGCAAUAAACUUCAUUCAGAUGCUGGACUCAGCAUUCAAAACCGCGACGUUUCUCAUCUUGUCUUUGAACGUAAUGAUUCUGAGUUUAAUUGGAUUACAACUUCUCAAUAAAAUGGGACAAACUCAGGAAGUGAUAAGAUUCGGAUGCAUAGCUGUGGGAGCGGUUACUCAUCUCUUGAGCAUGUGUGUACCAGGACAAGUGCUCUUGGAUAAAAGUUUAGAAGUGUUCGACAAAGCGUAUAAUGCACAAUGGUACACGUUCUCGUCGAAAACGACUAAAUUAUUAAGCAUAUUGCUUUAUAGAAGUUUUGUGCCUUGCACGUUGUCAGCCGGAAAUAUGUUUGUUAUGUCGAUGGCUACGUUCAGUUCGGUAAUGCAUACAGCCAUGUCAUAUUUUACAACCUUGUUAUCAGUCAGUUAGAUAUAGAAACUUGUAAAAUAUUCGCGUUUAUCGAGAGACCGAGAAAAAUACAUUUUUAAUUAUUAUA
Nylanderia fulva is the source of this 1551-nucleotide messenger RNA. RefSeq lists its product as uncharacterized. Gene Ontology annotation, cellular component: plasma membrane. Gene Ontology annotation, molecular function: olfactory receptor activity; odorant binding. NCBI's taxonomy places the organism in Eukaryota, Metazoa, Arthropoda, Insecta, Hymenoptera, Formicidae. The record is from RefSeq and is a predicted model, not a curated record. Gene Ontology annotation, biological process: detection of chemical stimulus involved in sensory perception of smell; sensory perception of smell.